Messenger RNA from Condylostylus longicornis, 1083 nucleotides. RefSeq lists its product as uncharacterized. Lineage: Eukaryota; Metazoa; Arthropoda; Insecta; Diptera; Dolichopodidae. The coding region runs from base 174 to 638 and encodes 154 amino acids. The transcript has 2 exons. The record is from RefSeq and is a predicted model, not a curated record.
UGAAGUCAAUCUUUUAUCAUUCAUAAACUAUUGCUAUUGCAGUGAAAUAAAAUUCAAAUCAAGUAAAUCUCUAUAUAAAUACUCACUGUUUAAAUUACAGUGUGUACAAAGAAAAAGUAGAACUUAAAAAUUAAUGGAAAUUUUAUAACUAAAUUAUAAUCAUCAAUUUCAAAAUGACAGCAUCGAUUAAUGAUAGGAAACGUUCUAGAGAAGAAGAUGGAAAUAAUGAAGAUCAUAUGCCAUUAUCGAAAAGAAUUAAUAUGCUUCAUAUUAACAACACUUAUAAUAUAGAUUCUAAUCAACAACAUAAUGGUCAUCAUAAUGGAUUGAUAAUGCCUUUAAAUCAACCAGCUGUUUACAUGAAUGGAAAUACUCAUAUUAAUGGUCAUUCGGUACAUAAUGGAAACAAUCAGCAACACCAUCAUCAACCAUCGCAUUCUCAUCAUCACCAUCAUCAUCAUCAUCAUGAAAAUGGUCAUUUAGUUCAUAUAGCAUCUAGUCAUAUUGAAAUUGAAGAUAAUAGUACCUAUAAUCCGGAAUUGAAUCAAGAUGAAAAUCCAUAUUAUUAUAAUAAAAAUAAAUUACUUUUUGAAUUACAUUUGGAACGUAGCAAAAGAAAUAUUAAUGAGAAAAUUUAAGAACAAUUUGAAAACAACAAAACUUAUAUUACAAAAAAUAUAUUUAAAACAUAUUAUGCUCUACGAGAAUAUUAUGUACCUACCUUUAUAAUUACUUAUAGUAUUUCGAAUAUUCACUUGUUAAAAUUUAAAAAUUGCUAAAUUUAAAUUAUCAGUUUGUUUAAAAAUUGCAACAUUUUUUUAGGGAGAAAAAAAAGAAAUUAAAAUAUUAAAUAUUUGUAUUAAUAUUAUUUCAAUUUUAAAAAGACAUAAUAAAUUAAAUAUUUUGAAAUUUCAAAUUGGAAAAGUUGGAAAAAUAUUAAUUAGAGGCUGUCAAACUUUAAAAUUUUGUGUUAAAAACUAUUACAAUUGAAUAGCAAAAAAUUAAAUACUAAAAAUUAAAUGAUAGAUAAAUAAAAAUUACAAAUUAUUCUAAAAACAGUAUAAUUUCUAAAAACAUUCAAAA